Molecule: messenger RNA, 1263 nt
Organism: Durotheca rogersii
Lineage: Eukaryota; Fungi; Ascomycota; Sordariomycetes; Xylariales; Xylariaceae
Product: Alpha/beta hydrolase fold-1
Exons: 3
Coding region: 190-1128 (312 amino acids)
Source: RefSeq, a predicted model, not a curated record
AUCACAGUGUCCCGAGAUACGAUCUGCUAAUACCGAGCAAUCCACCAUCUGGAGCUGCUUUUUUUUUCAAGGUAAAAUGGACUCCCUUGGCAUAUUUUCUUCCCUUUCAUCAUCAGCGGAAGAACCACCAGCAACAACAGCGAGUCCCGUUUCGUGGCCUAUUCAAGGCAUCUAUCUGUCUGAUACAAUAUGCCUACCGUGGCCCUCCCUUCCAAGACAGACGCCCCAGUGGCGUACGAGAUCUUCCCAGGCGAUGCCGCCAGCAGUCUCCUUGUCGUCUGUCUGAACGGCCUCGGCCUCGCUCAGGGCGUUUGGAAGCCGACCAUCGACCUCGUUCAGCAGUCGAGUCUCUCCCCGAAGCCGUGGAUACUUACGUACGACCGCUACGGCCAGGGCGCUUCGGCAAGAGACCCGCGCGAAAGCUGGCCGAACAAGGAUCCCGGCUACGCGCACACGCUAGACGAUGUCACCGACGAUCUUCACGAGUUGAUUCAAACUCUGUCUCCAGACCGCUGCUCCCGCAUUGUCUUCGUUAACAACAGCAUAGGAGCCCACGUGGCGCGAAGAUAUGCGGACAGAUAUCCUACCAUUGUCGAAGGAAUCCUCUUCCUCGACUCCAACCCGGGAAACACCGACUACGCCCAGAUCUGGCCCAAUCCGAAGGAUCCUUCCUCCGAUCUGGAGAAGAUGGCACCCCCGGACACCCCGCUCGGUGUGUACGAAGCCGCCUACGCAAAGAUGACAACGAUAUUUGCGUCGGACGCCAAAAACAACGAAGGCUUCGAUCGGCGGGAGAUCAGAAACAUCCUCCCCGACCCAUCUAAGCCCAAGCUGAAGGGAUCGAAGACUUCGGGUAAAGGCCCUUGGGUGACCGUCGUGGGUCAAGAGCUCGAACAAUUCUCCCAGGAGGAGUCGGCUAUGCUGAAGGUUCCUUUAGGCAUGGCCGCGAUGUAUACUCAACCUAUGUGGGAGAAGUACAACGAGGGGCUCUGCGGUCUUACCGACCCGGACAGGGCGAAGGGGCCGCUGAUCGCACCCAAGUGUGGGCACUUUGUCCAGAAGGACAACCCGCCUUUUGUCGCUGAGCAGCUGGAAGACCUCAUCAGCAAGGUUGAAAGUUCCCACUGACUCGGUGAAAAGCUCUGAGGGUAUCCGCGUCGGCACACCAAGUUAGCAUCUGAGCAGUACCCCUUUUCUAUAGCUUGUGCAGUGCACACCAGUUCCGCGGCAACAUAAAUUCAGCGAACAAUCGUUAUUUUCCUG